UAUUUGGUUUUACAUGUAAUCAUAUGGGGAAAAAUGAUUCACCUUACGAUAUUUUCAUGAUACGAUCUCAGUUUCGGAACAGAUCAAUUUUGUAUCCUGAGGUAUCACUGUAAAUCUAAGUAAUUACUUUAUGAUCAAAAUAGAGGUGCAGGAGAAAUGAUGACAAGAGCUCCGGUAAAAGUCACAUUGAGUGAAGGACCUUAUCAUGUAGCUUUUUUUAAAGAUAGUUCUCGAGAAUUUGAUUUAACAAAAGAAAAUGAGUUAGCAGAACUUCGAAAAGAGGUUGAAUUUAGAAUGAAGAAUAGCGUACCUCAAGGGAAUACUGUUAGUAAUGAGGUGAUAUCAAUGACUGUCAAAGGUCCUGGACUUCAAAGAAUGGUGCUUGUUGAUUUACCAGGAAUUAUCAGUACUGCAACUACAGAAUUGGCAGAAGGUACUAAGGAAUGUAUUAGGGAAAUGACAAAUUUAUACAUGAGUAAUCCAAAUGCUAUAAUUUUGUGUAUACAAGAUGGUUCGGUAGAUGCAGAAAGAAGUAUUGUUACAGAUUUAGUGAGUCAAGUUGAUCCUAAAGGAAGAAGAACUAUAUUUGUUUUAACGAAAGUUGAUCUUGCUGAAGAAAAUAUGACAUCUCCAACUAGAAUUAAAAAAAUACUAGAUGGCAAAUUAUUUCCAAUGAAAGCUUUAGGCUAUUUUGCUGUAGUUACUGGUAGAGGAAAUAAAAUAGAUAGUAUUCAAGCUAUAAAAAAUUAUGAAGAAGAAUUUUUUAUGAAGUCUAAGUUAUGUAGAGAAGGAAUACUAAAUAUGUCACAGUGCACAACACAGAGCCUUAGUUUUGCUGUAUCAGAAUGUUUUUGGAAAAUGGUAAAGGAAUCAAUAGAACAGCAAGCUGAUUCUUUUAAAGCAACACGAUUUAAUUUGGAAACAGAAUGGAAAAAUAAUUUUCCCAGAAUGAGAGAAUUAGAUAGAGAUGAACUUUUUGAGAGAGCAAGGGGAGAAAUAUUGGAUGAAAUUGUAAAUCUAAGUCAGCUAACUCCACAUCAUUGGGAAGAGGUGCUGAAGAAAAAAUUAUGGGAGAAAAUGUCUGUAUAUGUUUUUGAAAAUAUACUCUUUCCAGCUGCUCAAACCACAAAUUCAGGAACAUUCAAUACAACUGUAGAUAUUAAAUUAAAAGUGUGGGCCGACAAGAUGCUUCCUAACAAAUGUGUUGAGGUAGGGUGGGAGACACUUGAAGAGGAAUUUAAGAAAUUAAUGGAAAAAACAAGUUCAUCAAGAGAACAUGAUAACAUUUUUAAUCCACUUAAAGCAGCUGUUGUAGGAGAUGCUUUGAAAGAACACAAAUGGGACAACAAAGCUGCAGACAUGUUGCGAAUCAUUCAACUCAACGCUCUUGAUGAUCGUUCAGUUCACAACAAACAACAAUGGGAUGAGUCAAUCAAAUUUUUGGAAUCUUCAAUUAAAGAUAAAUUACAAUCAACAAAUACAAGAAUUCAAGAAAUGAUAGGUCCAGGAUUUAAAGAGAAAUGGCUUUAUUGGAAGUACACAACUGAUGACCAAAUUAACAGACGAGCUGUAAAAAUGGAAUUAGAGAAUCUUCUUAAUGCAGACAGGAAUGAUCAUGGACCAACUUUAACUUCAGAUGAAUUUAUAACUGUGAGGAGAAAUUUGAAGUCACAAAAUAUAGAUGUCGACAAUGAAUAUAUUAAACAAACAUGGCAUCCAAUCUACAGACAAUUUGUUUUGCAAAAUAUAUUAAAUAAAGCUGGAGAAUGUCGGAAAGGAUUUUACUUGUAUCAUCAGGGCAUUGAUUCAGAGUUGGAGUGUAAUGAAGUUGUGUUAUUUUGGAGAAUUAAACGAAUGGUCGAAGCAACUACUAAUUCUUUACGACAGCAAAUAAUGAAUCAGGAAGCAUGGAGAGUCGAAAAACAAAUCAAGGAAGUACUUGAAGACUAUGGUCAAGAUCAGCAGAAGAAAGUCCAAUUAAUAACUGGGAGAAGAGUUUUAUUGGCAGAAGAACUCAAACGUGUACGUCAAAUCCAAGAAAAAUUAGAAGAAUUUAUAGCUGCCCUGAAUUCAGAGAGUUAAUUAUUCCUAUUCCUAAAAUGUAUUUAUACUUUUACUGCCAUUUUGUUCCACAGCUUUGUAAAUGUAGACAAAUUAAUAUUUGUACAAAAUAAAAUACAAUCAAGACUAUUUAAAUUGAUUAACUAAUGUUUAUAAUCUUCAUCUC
Messenger RNA from Centruroides sculpturatus (bark scorpion), 2227 nucleotides. Its product is annotated as dynamin-like 120 kDa protein, mitochondrial. Gene Ontology annotation, biological process: mitochondrial fusion. The transcript is spliced from 20 exons. Gene Ontology annotation, molecular function: microtubule binding; GTP binding; GTPase activity. The record is from RefSeq and is a predicted model, not a curated record. The coding region runs from base 157 to 2082 and encodes 641 amino acids. NCBI's taxonomy places the organism in Eukaryota, Metazoa, Arthropoda, Arachnida, Scorpiones, Buthidae. Gene Ontology annotation, cellular component: mitochondrial membrane; microtubule; cytoplasm.